AUGGAUCCCCCAAGACGAGAGAGCUCGUCGACCGAGCCUCAUCUUGGCGACUCCUCUGGCGCUACAUCUCCUGCCGACACGCGUCAUCCUCUUGCCCAGGCCGAAUCUGCCGUUCGACAAGAAGACACAAGCUUGACAGAGAGUUUUCAGUCAACAGACACCGUGCGGCGGAUGCCCGAUGGUUAUGGUUCGAUAAGCGGUCCCGGUGCUUCUGGCUCUGCCCAACAGUCAAAGGAAACAUCACAAGAGCGCGGCACUUCUCGUCCUACACAUCUGUCGCGUCCUUCAAGAGGCAUCGAAAGAAUGCGAUCUGCUACUCGAUUACGAAAGCCACCCAUGCCUCGACGUCCAUCGUCAAAUACGCCCUUCCGCGGUGGCGUUUUCUCGGCUGACGACGAUGUGCACGAAGUAGAGGCCGAUGCUGCGGAGCGCCAGCAGUCCUACCGUCGCAGACCUCAGCUUCCGACACAGCUAUCCCGAGUUCAAUCGCAUCCAGACGACGAAGACGAGAACGACGACACUAAUGAUGACAACGACGAGCCUACCGAAACGCCAGUUGAAGAUCAAGAGGAUGAUGAAGAGGAGCUUCCUCUCGAAGAUGAGGACGGCUCGGAUAGCGAUGUCAGCGAGGCAGAGAGCUUCACCCUUAAAGAUCGACAGCAGGCAAUCAACCAGACUCACCCUUUCGGUAUUCGUGUGUGGAAGCCAGCUUUGUAUAAGAAGGAUCGUUCAAUUCAGAAGUUCGCUCAGGCAGAUAUUCACUCUGCGCCCGGCGGCAGAGUGAGCAGCUGGCUUCUCCUCUUCAAUGUACUGUGGACGGUUUUGUUUGGUUGGUGGUUGGCUACAUUCGCAGCUCUGGGCGCCAUUGUUUGUCUGCUCUUUUCUGGUGCUCCUAGUGGGAGAGAAUAUGGCAGAAUUCUUUGGGGCCUUGCGGGAUAUCUAUUCUAUCCCUUCGGCAAGUUUGUCCGCCUGGAGAAGGAUGAGUCCUAUCUGGACGAGGAUCAAGAUGAGGGACGCAGUAUUUCGGAAUAUGAGCAAUGGCAGAGUGGAGAUCUGGAGUACGGCCGAUUGUUCUUUGGACCUGACCGCAACCGCUCAAUUGUUGGACGCUCGAGAAGAAGUAUUGAUUCAGAGCCCAGCGAGACCGAGAGCCUUCUUGGUCGUGGCCGACGUGGCGAAAGCGCUGAGCUGCCUCAAAACAAGAGACGACUUUUUGGCCGUGGCCAGUGGAAUGUUGGCCGUGUUGUCUUCUUCAUCUUCUUCUACUGUCUGAUCUCGCCCUCUCUUCUGCUCGUAUCUGGUAUUUGUUGGUUCUUGGUUUUCUGGAUCCCCAUGGGCAAGGCCACGGUCCUGCUGUUCGACCAUCUCCGACGACACCCUCUAGCAUUGUCUUUCGAGUCCGAUAUUAGAUAUAUCCGCGAAGAUGGUGGCCCAAGCUCGUCUGUUCUUCUUUGUACAUACCGUGCGGUUGGAUCCAAAUACUGGAAGUAUACCGUUGACGGAACCAACAUUUUCCUUAUCAACCUGAUGGUCGUUGUCUUCUUCGUCAUCAUCGACUGGCUCGUGCUUGACGGUGUUUUCCACUUCGAAGGCUUCCUCACGGCUCCUGCGUUUCUCUUUUGCGCUGGGCUCCUGUCCAUUAUACCCCUGGCCUACUUCAUUGGACAAGCUGUUGCCUCUAUCUCGGCCCAGUCUUCCAUGGGCGUGGGCGCUGCCAUCAACGCCUUUUUCGCAACUGUCGUUGAGGUGUUCCUCUACUGUGUCGCUCUCAAAGAGGGUAAAGGCCAGCUAGUUGAGGGAAGUAUUGUUGGCAGUAUCUUCGCUGGUAUUCUGUUCUUACCAGGCAUUUCCAUGUGCUUUGGUGCCAUCAAGCGAAAGACCCAGCGCUUCAAUGCUCGAUCCGCUGGUGUGACAUCAACAAUGUUGCUUUUUGCUAUAGUUGGAGCCUUUGGCCCAACUUUAUUUUAUCAGAUUUAUGGAAGUCACGAGCUUAACUGUAUGGACUGUGAAGACUACAGCUCCGGCGAGAACAGAGACUGCCGCCGGUGCUACUUCAGUCAGUCACCUUCACUUAACGACCGGUUCUACUUAGAAGCUGUGCGUCCCUACUGUUACAUGGCAGCUAGCUUGUUGUUCUUAUCGUACUUGAUCGGUCUAUGGUUCACUCUCCGAACCCACGCAGCCGUCAUUUGGAACGCCGAGGUUGACGAGAAGCGACACGAGGACCACAUGCAUUCAUCGAGUCUCCGAACCUCUCAGGUUCACACGCAUGCCCACGCGCCAGCAACCGCCGAGACCAGUGGUACUGAUGUGCGGGACUCUCAGCUUUACAAGCGUAUUUUGGGCCAGUCUCUGAAGCAGACCGGGAUUGGGGAACUUUCCCGGCAAAGCUCUACAGUUGGGCAAACACCCGCACCUAACGGCUCAGCUUCAACUCUUCAUGUUGUCCCUCCCAAAUCUAGUGGUGGUGAGCCAUCUCGCACUGUCCUCGGCGUUCCUGGCCUCAGUGACGCAGACAACAAGAUUCUGGUUCGUGAGGUAGCAGAGAUUGCUGCCGCUGCUGCUACAAUUGCGUCACGCGAAAGGAUGGGGCGAAAGCCUUCUGUUCUACCUACUGCCCACGCUUCAGCCACUCGUCCCAGUGCAAGUCGUACGCAUACCCACGUUGACGGCGCCGAGACCGAAGGUGCUGCUACCGAAGCUCACCAAGCUCACGGUGGCCAUGAUGCGCCCAACUGGAGCCGAGCCAAGAGUGCUAUCAUUCUUCUCGGGGCUACCAUUCUGUAUGCCAUCAUUGCUGAAAUUCUGGUCGAUACCGUGGACGUUGUUCUCGAGAACUUUGCGAUUGAUCAAAAGUUCCUUGGUAUCACCCUGUUCGCCCUUGUACCCAACACGACUGAGUUUUUGAACGCCAUCUCCUUCGCCAUGAACGGAAAUAUUGCACUGUCCAUGGAGAUUGGUUCAGCUUACGCGCUGCAAGUGUGUCUGCUCCAGAUUCCCGCGCUCGUCUUUUACUCGGCCUUCUGGCCAGGUGUUCCUGAGGGUGGUGAUGCAGCACUGUACACUUUCUCUCUCCUUUUCCCUCAGUGGGAUCUUGUCACGGUUAUCCUGUGUGUGUUCCUGCUGAGCUAUAUGUAUGGUGAAGGAAAGAGUAACUACUUCAAGGGCAGCAUUCUCAUGCUGACUUAUCUGGUUGUUAUCAUUGGCUACUACUUCAGUGGCUAUACGUAUGAGGCUAUGGGUAUGCAGCGAUUUGAUACGAUGGGAGCAAAUGGCCAAUACCAGAGCUACAAGACGAUUGGCCGAUCGACGAAGGGAAUGGCGUACCCGGUUUGA
This is a messenger RNA of Fusarium sp. VM40, 3336 nucleotides long. Lineage: Eukaryota; Fungi; Ascomycota; Sordariomycetes; Hypocreales; Nectriaceae. The record is from the annotation of a GenBank genome assembly.